GGCAACCUCCGGUACAGUGCAUAUCUAUACCUGAACGAGGAGGACCACAAUAUAUUUCUACUGUUAUAAUUCGCAUGCAAGUUGAGUCAACCAUGGACGAGGAGGGGUAUCCACUCGCGAGUCUGGAGCAGAGACUGGAGAGUGAGGCCUCGCGCGGCCUGCUCUCGCGGUGUCACGAGUCAGGCGAGGCAGCCUACUGCCAAAUCCAGGUUAUCCGCAGGCCCCCCGCCGGCUCCGAAGUGUCCUCUCCUUCAGUAAGGAAGGGCGUGUUCGAGAGGCCAAGCGACGGGCUUGCCCUUUGCGCGGCCCCAAGAUUCAGCUACUCAAGGAGGAAACGUUUCAGGAUCGACCAUGCUCUGUCGAGCCAUGUGGAGGAACUCCACUCCAGGACCUUGUACCAGGCUGCCAUCAGGCGCCGGGCGCUCCACGUAAAGGUGAACUCCUUAUCCCUAGACCCUCAGCUUCAUCAGGACAUGAGUAGAGUGCUCCACAUUCCCGCCAACCAGGGCUGCCUUUGCAACGAUCCAGCAUGCCCUACUGUGUCAUCGCCUCCUGGCGAUGUCAUAUGUAGAAACAGGCCGUCAGAGAACCCCCGCGUCAUGCCGUCACCCACCUCAGCAAAUAAGCCCAAGGAAAAGAGAAGAGAAGUAUACAUCAGCAUCUGGAAGGAGCUUUUCCUCGGAGAAGCCAUCUUUGAUGCGCAAGAGCCGAAAAUCCCAGACCCGAGGUAUCGUUGCUUGUUCAAGUCUUCGAAAUGGGCGAAGUUCGUACCCUUCUUCCUCCUCAAGCUUUUACAUUUCUUAUUCAUAAUUUUGCGCGUUUGUCUACCGUCAGUGAGCAUAACUGGGUUCUACUACCUCCGGGUGUACAAGCACCAACGGAUCCACCAGGUAGGCGAAGAGCGGGGAAUCGAACCUGUGUUCACCGGGAAGGUCUACCACGGCCCCAUCAUCUACGGGGUUCGAAUGCUGACCUGCCCCUUCUGCAGGGAGAAGAGCGCCUCGAAGAUCAGCCUCAAGUACUUCGAGUCCACGUAUCGAGAGCGGAAGGAAGCUGCAGUGCGGUAGAGGCGGAAUGUACUUCAUGUGAUGUGUUUUAUAUAUAUAUAUAUAUAUAUAUAUAUAUAUAUAU
Messenger RNA from Penaeus chinensis, 1131 nucleotides. RefSeq lists its product as uncharacterized. The record is from RefSeq and is a predicted model, not a curated record. NCBI's taxonomy places the organism in Eukaryota, Metazoa, Arthropoda, Malacostraca, Decapoda, Penaeidae. The transcript has 2 exons. Bases 75 to 1067 code for a protein of 330 amino acids.